Molecule: messenger RNA, 594 nt
Organism: Papilio xuthus (Asian swallowtail)
Lineage: Eukaryota; Metazoa; Arthropoda; Insecta; Lepidoptera; Papilionidae
Source: RefSeq, a predicted model, not a curated record
AUAAAUUUUUCAUUCUAGAGUUUUAUCCGAAACAGAACACUAAUAGCAAUGAUCUAUACAGUAUUUCUCAUUAUUUUAUUCCCUAUUUUGGGCACUUAUGGGUCUAAGCCAGUACUAAAAAUGCCAUCUCAAUCGACUGAAAAAUUUAUGGCAGCAGCAACACAUUGUAUAAAAGAAACGGGUGCACCAGAAGAUUGCUUAACGUUAUCUCUGCCUUGGAAAUUGCCACAAAAUGAACUCACAGAAAAGUAUUUAUAUUGUCUAGGACAAACUACGAAAUUGGCUAAAAGUGAUGGCCACUACUAUCCUGAGAAAGUGAUGAAACUUUUUGCUGGAAGCGAUAUUAAAGAAGAUAUCGAAAAAACAAUGGUCGAGUGUAAUUCAUUAGAAGGGGAUAACGUAUUUGAUGUCAAUUAUAGAAUUACCGAUUGUUUCCACAAAAAAGCCCCAGUUAUAUUAAGUCUUUAAUAUAUUCAUGAUGAAAACUAUAUACCAAUACUAUGGAUAGAAAAUUCUUCUUAAAAUGGCUUGGUGAAUUAUAAAUUUAAUAAUUAUAGUAUCAAAAAAAUUGUAAUGGAAAUAAAAAUUUUAGAU